AUGAAUCCCCAGCAGUUCCAAAACAUGGCCGGCAUGGGGCGCGGCAUGCCCAACAACAUGCAACAGAUGACCAUGAAUCCACAAAUGGGAGGUGUCAUGGGAGGUCAGAUGGGUGCUCAGAUGGGCGCUCAAAUGGGGAACCAGAUGGGAAAUCAGAUAUCCAACAUGGCCGCUCAAAUCCCCGGCAUGCCCAGUCAGAUGAAUCCUCAGAUGGCAGGCCAAAUGAGAGGCAUGCCGCAACAGGUGGCCGGGCAGAUGAGUUUGAGCCACCCUUCGGUUCAACAACACAUCUUCGAUCAACUCAACUCACAGGGUCCUUGGGCUGGCUGGCAGGCCAAUGUCCACAUAAGAGAAAGGGCAGGUCAGAUCAAGUUACUGGUCGAUUCUCUACGCCUCGUCAGACCUCCUGUCGACCUUCCCCGCGCAAUCGAGGUCGCCCUUCAGUUCGAACGCAAAUGUUUCAGUCAAAGCGCCAGUAGAGAUGAUUAUGUGAGAGAGUGCAGCGAGAAGCUGGGUCGUAUUCGUGAUCAAAGAGCUCAGCAGAUGAACCAGGGCAACGCCGGCCUCAUGCAGACCAUGGGAAUGCAAGGUAACAUGCAAAUGCCCAAUCAGACUUUUCAGCAGAUGCAACAACAGAUGGGCCAGACUAUGAACCCUAACUUGGCUCUACCGGCUCAUCUUCAACAGCAGAUGCAAGGCUCCCCUUUUCUGAAUCAACAGCAGCAGCAGCAGCGGCAGCAGCAGCCGCCGCAGCCGCAGCCUCAGCCUCAACAACCUCAACAACAGCGUACUCCUCAGCCCAUGAUGACCCAACCUCAAAACGUCGCGGGUCAGGCUGCAAUGAUGCAAGGAAAUAACAAUCAACAAAAGGGAAAUGCAGUGUCCGAACUCACUCCGGAAGACAACAAAGCCAUCAACCUCAGAGCCGCCGAGUUGGCCAAAAACACCCCAAAGGAAGAGAUGCGCAGUAUUGUCGAGAAGAUGAACCCCCAAUUGCGACAAAACCUUGCCCAAAAGGCCGUCGACCCCAUCAUCUAUUAUUUCCGCAUGUUGGCCACCAAGGAAUUCCGUCGACGAAAACAGAUGGAAGGUGGCAUUGGAGGCGCCGGACAACAACCCACUGGUACAAAUGCUAUGAAUCAGCAAGCCAUGGGUGCGACAGGCAACGCUAUGGGCGACAUGGGUCGUUUCCAAGGUCUUCAAGCCGAAGGGUUGCGAUCCCAAGAGGUCGGCGAGCUGGUUGUUCCUGCAAGCACUACCCAGGGCAUGAUGCCUGAUCAGAUGCGCCUUCAACAACAGAUGCUCGCCAAUCAACGCAUGAAUCAGCAAAAUUCCAACACCCUAAAUCCAGCCUUUAUUGCUCAACAGCAACGUUUACAACAGGCCCAGGCCGCCAAGAUGCAACAGGCUCAAUUGGCGGCUCAAAAUCAACAAGCUGCUCAAGCCCAGGCUAGAGCUCAGUCACAGGCUGCUAUGGCUACACAGCGUGCUCAGUUGCAAGGUGUUUCUGGCAACAACACCCCCCUUGCGUCCAUCAAUCGUCCUGUGGGACCCAAUGUUUCUGGUACGAGUCCUCAGCCAGGAACGCAAGCUGGGCAAAGGCCUCCAUCCGGCACUCCAAUGAUGAAUCAACAACAAAUGAAUAUGCCUGGCAACAUGCAGCAAGCACAACAGCAACAGAUGAAUAUGCAAGAUGUUCAGAAACGCGAAGCAGCUCUGGCAAAUUUCCCUGCCCCAUUACAGCAGUUGCUAAGACAGAAGCCACAAUCUGAAUGGCGGAAUAUUCUUCAACAAUUCCAGAGGGACAAUAACGGGGCACAGAUGAGACGAAGCGUGUCGCAACAGCCACAAGGUUUACAGCAACAGCAACCACAACAGCAACCGCAACCUCUGGCUCAAAUGCAAAAUGGUGCUUUCAUGGGUGGCGCCAAUAUAAGUGCCGUCAACAUGCAGCAAUCUCUAUCUGCCGGAGCGUCUUCUGUGCCUCCGGGACAGGAUAUAAAUAAUAUGACAGGUAACCAAAAUCAAAUGCAGCAAAACCAAGAAAUGAUGCGCCAAAGACAAAUGCAGCUACACUUGCACCAGCAGCAACAGCAACAGCAACAGCAACAACAGCAACAGGGCGGUCAAAACGUUCCUGGUCAGGCUCCUACUCCUCGGCCUCAGCUCACCCCUCAACAAAUGAAGAUCAUGGACCAGCAGGCAGUGCCGCAGACCGUUCUGAAUAGUGUUCGUCAACAUACCAGACUACCGGAUGUUAGGAACUGGUUUAUGCUCAAACAGUGGCUCUUGCAAAACCCAGUCCCGAGUCUUCCUGUACCUCAAUUACUCAAUGUCCAAGCCAAUCAUUUUGCUCAUCUUAUGAAGACUAGAGGUCAAAAUAUGCUUCAGCAGAACAAUGCUAUCCAGGGGCAAGUUCCAGGACCGCAAGCGCAACCCCAACAGCCUCAGCAGGUCCCGCAGAUUCCUCAAGUUCCACAGGUUCCGACACCAGGAAUUUCCCAACAGCAAGCACCAGUGAUGCCCCCUGCGCCUGCCCAGUUUCGUCCUCCAACGCAGCAAGACAUUCAGAAAGUUCGAGCUGCAAACCCGAAACUUGCAAACGUGCCUGACGAACAAAUCAGACUCUUGCUGAUAACUCGACAGCGACACCUGCAGCAGCAGCAACAACAACAACAAAUGCAGCAGGCAAAUGGAGUUCAAGCCAUGGGUCAGCAAAUGCCUGGAAUGCAGCCACAAGCUGUUCCACAAGUUCCUCAACAGCAACCUCAAAUGCAACCGGGACAACAAGUAGGGGCCCCAUCUGCACAAGUUGCUCGUCCGAAUCAAACCCCAACGCAGCCUGAUAACAAGGUUAAACGACCGAAUGAAGAUGACAUUGUUGAAGUUCCAGCCCCUAUGGCAAACAAGACACUCUCCCAGACAGACGCGAACAAAGGUCCACCCUCAUUGACUAAGGAACAAUUUGCGGCUUUGGACCCCCAGAAAAAACAGCAGUACAUGCAGUGGCAGCGUCAGCAGCAGCUUAUGAAGAAAAUUUUCGAACUCACUCGUGAUGUUCAAUCUACAAUGCCAAAGGCAAAACCAUUCACGAAUAUGGAUGCCUCAAAUAGACAACGAAUUAGGACGCUUCUGACCUCAGACAAUGUUAAGAACAUGCUUGGUCGAUAUGAGUCUUUCUUGGCUGCUUUUUACCGGAUGGAGCAGAACGAGGCGACUAUUAAACAACUUAUACUACAAAAGCUACAGUUGUUCGCACAGUUCAAGCCCCAAGCUCUUCAAAAUAAGACAUUUGAUUUGGUCGAUCACUUCAGUUUGACUGCUGAAAGCGUCGAGGCAAUUAUCAACAACAUUACUGCAAAGUUUCAACAGACCGCAGCUCAAUUCCCACCGCAGAACAAACCGAGGAUGCCCACAGCGAGUCAGUUGACUCCCGAAAAUCUUAGUUUGUUGGAAGCUCAGGAGCAAGAACGUAAAAAGUCUUUGAAAAACAAUCAAGGGCCUCCUCCUGCGCCGACUUCGAGUCAGCCUCCGUUCCAGAUUGGAGAUAAAGGGCGUGGCACACCCACAUAUGCGACUCCUGGACUUAGACAAGAAGAUCUCAAGUUGGAUCCGAAACGCCGCAAGAAGAACAAUCAAAACACUCCUGCGACUCCUGUUGGUCAGUCUGCACCAAGUACUACUGCGACGUCACCUGUGGUUACCAAGGCGCCCAAGCCGGUUGAAAUGUUCAAAUGUCCUGUUCUUGGAUGUGAACACCAACUCAAGGGCUUUUCCUCUCAAGCCGAACUUGAUCAACACCAUAAUGUUGCCCACAAGCUCGAUCUGGAGCCAGUCACAGAUCCUCUUGCUUUCCUUGAUGAAUCUUUGCGCUUUGCUUUCAAUCUGGAUGAAAACAUGAAGCAACAGAAGAAGCCCAACACGGAGGUGAAGACGGCGGCAGGCACAAACAUUAAGGGUGAAACUGCUGCCACGCCUGUUCCCAUGUCUAAGAUUCCGAGUCAAGGAGCGGCGGGUUCAAAAUCUGGCGAGGUUAAAACAGAUGAUAUGGAUGAUCCGUGGAGCCACACCAACACUACUCUCGAUCAACUUCGCGUUGCUUUUGGAGGGAACGACUGGGACGAUUUGUUUCCCUCAAAACAGAAGCAAGAAGAAAUGCACAACAAAAUGUUGUCUUCCUAUCGUAAGACCAGUCCAAGGUGGCGAAAAAUUAUGGAAGGUCCUGAUGGUGCCUUGACUGAUACAUCUACCGAAAAGUCCAAAAGCCCAACAGAUCUCAGCGACAAAGACUUGCCUGUGGACAAAACUACCGCACCCAAAAAGACAGAAUAUGAUUCCUGGCAGGUCAAUCUCGAGGAGAUUGGAGGUCUUGACCUGGGAGAACUCGAUAUGUCACCAUUCGAGAACAUCACUGGUGUUCCUGAUAAUGAUAUCACCAUGGGCGACGAUGGAUCGCCAUUCGAGACGAUUGAGAAACCACAGUACACUGCUCUCGAGUAUAGCGCUCAAGCAAUGGGCCUCGAUCUAGAUCAUCCAGAGGACUGGACUGAGGAUCAGCAGGAGUAUGGAGAUUUCCUGUUCAACAACAAUUGA
Exophiala bonariae is the source of this 4593-nucleotide messenger RNA. RefSeq lists its product as uncharacterized. Gene Ontology annotation, cellular component: mediator complex. The record is from RefSeq and is a predicted model, not a curated record. The coding region runs from base 1 to 4593 and encodes 1530 amino acids. Gene Ontology annotation, biological process: regulation of transcription by RNA polymerase II. The transcript has a single exon. Gene Ontology annotation, molecular function: transcription coregulator activity. Lineage: Eukaryota; Fungi; Ascomycota; Eurotiomycetes; Chaetothyriales; Herpotrichiellaceae.